This is a messenger RNA of Diplodia corticola, 972 nucleotides long. RefSeq lists its product as uncharacterized. NCBI's taxonomy places the organism in Eukaryota, Fungi, Ascomycota, Dothideomycetes, Botryosphaeriales, Botryosphaeriaceae. The transcript has a single exon. The record is from RefSeq and is a predicted model, not a curated record. Bases 1 to 972 code for a protein of 323 amino acids.
AUGCACUCCAUCAGCAUCAGCAUAGCAGUUGUUUCCCCACUCUGCAAGCCCGUCGAAAACUCCGGAUGCAAAGAUUACAAGGAACGCAGAAUGGAGGGUUCUGGUCUUCGCCAUCAAAGCUUCGCCGCAGACAACGACCAAAGCUCCUGGGGCGGCUCCUCCCUAAAGAGACGUCGAGCUAUGUCGCUCUUUCUCCGGGACAAACAACCCGCAGACAGCGAUAGCGUCGAGAGGGCCUCGUGCUGUGGCCGCGCCAGCUCGGACAUCUGGACAACAACCACGACCGUCUACCGCGCCUCUUCCUCCUCCGUCCGCAACGCUGUUCGUCGCUCAUCGACAGGCCUCCGCAACUCCGCCCAGACGAUCUUCCGCCACAGCUCCACCCACAAAGCCUCCGCGGCAUCAUCGACCGGAACCGCUGCCUUCACUCGCGCCAUAAAGAGACUCGUCCAUUCCCCCACCACCCCCCAUCCGCCGGUGCCGCCGGCGCCGCCAACCCCGCCACCAACACCAAUCGACCGCAUCGAGAGCAUCGACAGUAUCGACAGCAUCGACAGCAUCGACACAACCAUCACCGCACCUUCGCUCCUCCUCCUCCCCCGCAGCACCCUUGACGCCGCCUCGGACGCAUCCACGCAAAACGACUCCCGGCCGCACCCCCACCCCCUCCGCACGCACCCUCCCACACCGACUGACCGCGCCACGGUGCUAGCGCUCGGCAUGGAGCGUGCGUGGGAGAACGUGGCGCCGCGGGUGCAGAGGAGCAGCAGCAAGGGGAGGAGUGUUGCCGGGGUGGAUGGGGAGGAGAUGACGGUGGGGGCCGGGUCGGGGGAGCGGAUGUACUGGGGGGUGGUGGGGGAGACGAAGAAGGAGUGGGUGGAGGGACGCAAGGAAAAGGGGCGGGAAGGUGGGGGUGGGGUUGUCGCGGGGAAGGGGCUGGGGUUUAGGGAGGCGUGGUGGGUUGGGGGGUGA